AUGGCCUCCUUUCUCUUCGCGACAGCCGCCGCUUGUUAUUCAGCAUCAAGUAUACGAGUCUCGUCAGCUCUCUUCUCGUGCAAGCAGGCUGCUGGAAGCCUUCAGCCAAACAUCGGCUGGGCGGCCCCGGUCGAAACAGAGACAGACGGCGACGGAUGUGACCAGCCGAUGGGAAAGUCUGGGGAAGAAAAGAUGGACGAGGCUGAGAAACGUUCCUCAUGCCAAUCUAUCUCAGAUAAGACAGUUUGGUUGCGCCUCAAACUCUACCGGUCUAAAAUAGCAACAUCUGAGAAACAACUAAACCGUCCAGCCAUCACGCUACGACUGAUCUUCCUCCGCGAUGCCCAAAUCCGGCAUGCAUUCGGACCCGACCUAGAGGCCAAAGCCAUACUCUGCGCUGCUACUUCCACGAAUGGCUCCGACGACAUGACAAGUGCGCCUACACUCUUGCCUAUCCUUCUCCGAGCGCCACGACGGACUCCAGAGAUCGUCCCUCCCAUUCCCCCUCACGCCCCCGUUGCAGAAGCUCUCAAAUCGUGUCGUCGUCCUCCAGCUGUUUUCCGCUUCCCAUCUCCCAUCUCAGCCCAGGCGCGAGUCCUAUUGCGGCGCCGGCUUGAGAAGCCAUAA
Molecule: messenger RNA, 627 nt
Organism: Colletotrichum higginsianum IMI 349063
Lineage: Eukaryota; Fungi; Ascomycota; Sordariomycetes; Glomerellales; Glomerellaceae
Exons: 3
Coding region: 1-627 (208 amino acids)
Source: RefSeq, a predicted model, not a curated record